AUGCCUUCGCUUGUCGGUCGUGAGGUCGGCGAAACUGGUUAUGGGUUGAUGGGAAUGACCUGGAGGCCACAGCUUCCAUCGCUGGAACAAUGCGGGAAUUUCUGGAAUGGAGGAGAGCUCUACGGGACUCCCGAGUACAAUUCGAUGCAUGUGCUUAGGCGGCGGCGCAGCGUCGAUGAGUGUCUACGGGUCUUGGAUAGAACAAAGACGAUUGAUAUCUUUGAAUGUGCGAGACAGGACCCGACAACUACUGUGGAGCACACGGUUACUGUUCUCGCCCAGCUGGUUAAGGAAGGCAAGAUCGGAGGGAUUGGAUUAAGUGAAGUAGAUGCGGAGACGAUUCGACGAGCGAACAAAAUUCAUCCCAUCGCAGCGGUCGAGGUUGAACUAUCUCUGUGGGAUACCAGCAUCCUCACCAACGGCGUGGCUGAAACCUGCGCAGAGCUGGGCAUCUCUGUUGUAGCCUACUCGCCUUUGGGGAGAGGAAUAUUGGCAGGCGCCUUCACUAAAGUCUCCGAGCUUCACGACAGUGACUUCCGCAAGCACCUGCCGAGGUACCAGGAUGCAGCUAUGACCCAGAAUGUCAAGCUUCUGAACGAGGUUAAUGACCUAGCUGCUCGCAAAGGCCUCGCCCCUAUACAGGUUGCUCUGGCUUGGAUUCUCACAUUGAGCGGGAAACCUGGCAUGCCCACAAUUAUCCCUAUCCCCGGUGGUACAACCACGGAUAAAGUUACUCAGAAUUUGCAGGGAGUCCCUCAUCUCUCCGACGCGGAUAUGGCAGAGAUCGAUGCUAUUCUUGAACAAAACAAGAUCACGGGAGCUCGAUACUGAGGUUUACACCUAGCAAUAAACGACAUCCUCCCUGACAAUCUACCCCUGUGACCUAGUAACAUGGUCGCAGCUAGGCGUUACGUGUAUAGACCUGGAAAAGCUUCUAUGUUAGCUCAAUCUACUAAACACCAUUAAAGAAAAUCAAUGGAUAAGAAGUAUAAUCAGAUCAAGUGUAGAAGGGUCAACAUGCAAUCUCACAAAGUCUGGAGAUCGUCGGAAUUGCAGAAUUCUUAAUGGAUUCAUCAUUGACGGGAAAUAAACAGUCGAAUUGGCAUACUUUU
Aspergillus ochraceoroseus IBT 24754 is the source of this 1112-nucleotide messenger RNA. RefSeq names its product aldo/keto reductase family protein. The transcript is spliced from 5 exons. The record is from RefSeq and is a predicted model, not a curated record. Gene Ontology annotation, cellular component: cytoplasm. Bases 1 to 831 code for a protein of 276 amino acids. Lineage: Eukaryota; Fungi; Ascomycota; Eurotiomycetes; Eurotiales; Aspergillaceae.